AUGGACUCCAAGCUCUCUUUUUCGAACAGCAAGUCUGCGGAGAUGGGUAUAGCAGACGGGACAAUGUCCGAAGGACAUGACGACGCUGACCCAAUGAAUGGGACAAUCAAAAGAGAUCUACGUCGCCGGCACAUCAACAUGAUCGCAAUUGCUGGGAUGAUAGGAACUGGCCUCUUCCUCGCAUCCGGACAGGCAAUAGCCCUUGCCGGGCCUGUCGGUGCACUCCUGGGGUAUAUCUUCAUGGGAUUGAUCACUAUCGGAGUGGCUCUUUGCACGGGAGAACUUUCAGCUUUCAUGCCUGUGACCGGAGGCUUUGUAAGGCAUGCCAGCCAUUUCAUCCAACCCGCGCUUGGGACUGCAACUGGGUGGAACUUUUGGUACACCAUGGCUAUCACGGCCCCAGCUGAACUUGCAGCAGCAGCUACUAUUAUCAAUUUCUGGGACACCAGCACCAAUCCAGCCGUGUGGUACAGCGUAUUCAUGGUGGUCAUUGCGAUUCUUAACUUCUCAGCUGUUCGCUGGUAUGGCGAGUCUGAAGUUUUUUUCGCAGCUCUGAAAAUCCUCUUGAUUAUCGGUCUCAUUAUUGCUGGAAUCGUGGUCGACCUUGGAGGAAACCCAGAACAUGACAGGAUCGGAUUUCGAUACUGGAAAAAUCCUGGCGUAUUCAACACCUACCUUGUCCACGGCGACAAGAAUACUGGUCGAUUCCUUGCAUUCUGGAGCACUCUUCUAUCUGCUUCCUAUAGCUACGCCAACGUGCAAGUCGUCGCACUGGCUGGAGCCGAGACCCGCAAUCCGAGGAGAAUCAUCCCGAACGCCAUCAAAAUGACGUUCUGGAGAGUCGCAAUCUUUUACAUUCUGAGCAUGUUUGUUGUUGGCUUAUUGGUCCCUUACAACGAUCCAAACCUGGGCAUUAGGACCGGAACUGCUCAGCAAAGCCCCUUCGUGAUUGCUUUCCAGCGUCUGGGAAUUAAGGGACUCCCUUCAGUAAUCAAUGCGGUGGUCUGUACAUCUGCCUUGAGUUGCGGUUCAGCCUGCAUCUUCCUGGCAUCGCGUACGCUGUACGGGCUAGCAGAGGAACGCCAAGCACCGCCUGUAUUUCUGAAAGUCAAUCGAUUUGGAACACCGUGGGUCGCGGUUGCGGCUUCAUUGAUUUUCAUGCCUUUGGUGUACCUCAGUCUCGGGAGUAACUCUUCUGUGGUUUUCGGAUGGUUUGUAAACAUUACGACGAUCUCCAGUCUUAUAGGCUGGCUUGUUAUCCAAGUCUCGUUCGUGAGAUUCUACUAUGCUUUGAAACGUCAGGGCAUCAGCCGGAACCGUCUGCCGUAUCGAAGCCCGUUCCAGCCAUAUAUGGCAUGGAUAACUCUCGUCGCGGUGACUUUGGUGAUUCUGUUCUCAGGUUACAGCGUCUUUUUCCCGGGCAAUUGGAGCACUUCAGCCUUCAUCACUUACUAUAUUGAUAUUGCAAUCUUCCUUUGUACGUAA
This is a messenger RNA of Exophiala aquamarina CBS 119918, 1485 nucleotides long. RefSeq lists its product as uncharacterized. NCBI's taxonomy places the organism in Eukaryota, Fungi, Ascomycota, Eurotiomycetes, Chaetothyriales, Herpotrichiellaceae. Gene Ontology annotation, cellular component: membrane. Gene Ontology annotation, molecular function: amino acid transmembrane transporter activity. Gene Ontology annotation, biological process: amino acid transmembrane transport. The record is from RefSeq and is a predicted model, not a curated record. The transcript has 5 exons. The coding region runs from base 1 to 1485 and encodes 494 amino acids.